Molecule: messenger RNA, 1482 nt
Organism: Dothidotthia symphoricarpi CBS 119687
Lineage: Eukaryota; Fungi; Ascomycota; Dothideomycetes; Pleosporales; Dothidotthiaceae
Product: DUF427-domain-containing protein
Exons: 3
Coding region: 483-1298 (271 amino acids)
Source: RefSeq, a predicted model, not a curated record
UAAACCUAGUAGGGUUGGUAGGCGCUUGAGACCAUCCUGGACAUAACAACCGAAGGAUAGGAUGCCGUCAAAAGCCUUGAACUGAAUCCAGCUUGCGUUACCGCAACGUUGAUUUACCACGGGUGACAUACGGUAUACUCUGCAUGCUGGUCAGCCCACGAAGCUCAACUCGACGAAUCCAUCGUGUAAGCGUGAUUAAAGCAUGCUAGGACGAGUUUGAGGGAACAUACGGUUUAUCGACAGCCAUGGAGGCAUAGAGGGUUUGUAGCAACUCCAUACCACACCUUCAACUUAGGACUGUUCAUGUGAAGUCGCUGCUUACAGAGGAGGUAGAGUCUCUUUAUGUCAACUUGCAGCGUGAUAAAUGUCAACGUUGAUGAUCACUGUUAGUUAGACGCUUCCCCGCUUGACCCCACUUCUUUCCUACAUCAUUACAUUCUACAAACAGCAGUUAUUGAGUGGUUGAUAUCCAUCCUAGUCCUAUGCAACAGAUUCCUUUCCUUGCUCGGUUGUUGCAUUCCUCUCGGUCUUCACACAAGAUGGCAUACACCAGCGAUCUUGUCAAGCUUGCACAAAGACUCACGUCUGAAGGUGAAGGCCCUUAUAGAUGUGAACACACGCCGCGCCGCGUGCGAGCCCUGCUGAAUGGCAAAUACGUCAUCGACACGAUCGAGGCGUACCAUGUAUGGGAGCAUCCAAAUUUCCCGCAGUUCUACGUUCCUGUUUCAAGCUUCACCCCAGAUGCCAAACUGACAAGAUUGUCGGUUGUUGACGGUACAGAUGGUGGUGCACAUCUUGCGCGCCUCAGCAGUGGCAAUCGCAGCACCGACCGCGUCGUCAUCUUCAACAGCAGUAAGCUGAAAGACCUUGUCAAGGUUGAUUUUCACGAAAUGGACCAAUGGUUCGAAGAAGACGUGGCAGUCUUCGGCCACCCCAAAGACCCGUACAAGCGCAUCGACAUCCUCAACUCGACGCGCACGGUGAGAGUGGUUUUGGAUGGUGUUACGCUGGCUGAGAGCUCGAGCGCGUUGUUUCUCCUGGAGACGACGUUGCGCACGCGGUAUUAUCUGCCGCCUACGAGUGUGAGGUGGGAGUAUCUGUCGAAGAGUGGGUUGGAGACGCUGUGUCCGUACAAGGGCCGGGCAAACUACUAUGAUGUGCGUGUCGGGGGCAAGGUGUAUAGGGAUGUGGUGUGGUAUUAUCGGUAUCCGACGGCCGAGAGCGCGCCGAUUGCCGGGUACAUGUGUUUUUACAACGAAAAGGUGGAGGUGUGGGUGGACGGGGUGAAGGAGGGGUGAUAUCAGCAUAUCAUUAGUAUAUCGCUAGCAUAUCAUUGGUAUAUCGUGGGUAGAUCAUUUGCAUUAUUAUUGUAUUAUUGGUAUAUCGUCAGCAUAUCAUGGACAGCUGGUGUGGAGGUGGGUGUCGAGUAAUGGAUGUGUUUGUUGUGUUGAGGGUUGAGAUGGUUCUAGCGUGCAGACUGAC